Dreissena polymorpha is the source of this 2956-nucleotide messenger RNA. Its product is annotated as cyclin-H-like. Gene Ontology annotation, cellular component: nucleus; transcription factor TFIIK complex. The transcript has 11 exons. The record is from RefSeq and is a predicted model, not a curated record. Gene Ontology annotation, biological process: regulation of transcription by RNA polymerase II; regulation of cyclin-dependent protein serine/threonine kinase activity; DNA-templated transcription. Bases 157 to 1143 code for a protein of 328 amino acids. Gene Ontology annotation, molecular function: cyclin-dependent protein serine/threonine kinase regulator activity. NCBI's taxonomy places the organism in Eukaryota, Metazoa, Mollusca, Bivalvia, Myida, Dreissenidae.
UGUGCCUGAUCAAAAUCACGGAACAACUAUUUCAUUUGCAAGCAUUUUAUACACCAUGAUCAAAGUUUUAAUAAACCAAGAUCAAGAAAUCAAGAAGUGGAAAUGAGAUAUUGCCCUCAUUGUUUUAUCUUGUAACAUUUAAAGGAGUUGCACAUAAUGUUUGCCAGUGGCACACAGAAGCACCACUGGAUGUUUCAUAGCACUGAGGAGAUAGUGUUGCUCCGGCAGGAGGCUAACCAGAGAUUUGUUGGGGACUUUGGCAAGGGCAUGGACGAACAAACUAGAGACAAAACAUUUUUAACAGCUGAGGAGGAAAAAUUGAUGAUGCAGCAUUUUGAAUUCAUAUUGAGGGAGUUUUGCAAGAAGUUUCAACCCACUAUGCCAAAAUAUGUACAGGGUACUGCAUUGACCUACUUCAAGAGGUUUUACAUUCACAACUCAAUCAUGGACUACCAUCCCAGAGACCUGAUGUUGACCUGUGUCUAUCUCGCCUGCAAAGUGGAAGAGUUCAAUGUGUCCAUUAGUCAGUUUGUGGGCAAUCUCAAGGGAGACCGUGACAAGUUUGCCAACAUCAUCCUGGGCUUUGAGCUACUGCUGAUGGACAAGCUGCACUACCACCUCACUGUGCACAACCCCUUCAGGCCCCUAGAAGGAUUUCUUAUUGAUCUCAAGACAAGGCAGUUCAAAAACAAGCCAGAUGAUGUGGAGAGGCUUAGAAAGAAUGCAGAGGAUUUUGUAGAGCGGUCCCUAGCCACGGAUACAUGUCUUAUAUUCUCACCCUCCCAGAUUGCUCUGGCUGGGAUCAUAUACAGUGCUGCAGAAAGUAGAGUCAGUAUUGACAGUUAUGUUACAGGUGUCCUUAUGCAAAAAGCUCCAAAUGAAGAAAUCAAGAAAAUGGCAAAUCAGAUAAAAAAGUUGAAGCAGAUGGUGAAACAUCAGCCCUCGCUGCAGAGGGAUCUGAUAGGACCUGUCCAGAGAAAACUUGAAGCCUGUCGCAACCAGGCCAAUAACCCAGAGUCAGACACGUACAAACGCCGACUGGAGGAAAUGUUUGAGGAGGAAGAGGAAGAACGAAGUCGUAAACGUCAGAAAGUGACUGAGCAGGAACAGCGUGCAAUAAGCGAACUGCUUGGAAAUGAGUAAACAUGACUCUCGGUUUAUUUUCAAGCAGUUUAACAUAACCAGGUUUAGUCUUAACCAGGUUUAGUCUUCUUACUGUACAUUUAGGAUGUUCAGUGGCCAGUUGCUAGUUAGAAGUGAAGGAUUGACACCAGCUUGAGUCUUUUAUUUCAUGUGUAAAACCUUUCUCUUGAAGUUAAAGUUACAACUCAAAAUAUAAUUUAUUUAUUUUUGUUGCAAUUAUAUUAAUUAAUCUGAAAAACAGUUUAAACAUGGCAUUUUUUUUGUAUAGCAAUAAAAAAGAAGUAAGUUCUGGGAAAACUUGAUGUAUACAGUAAUUUCCUAGAUUAGCCUGUGCGGUCAGAAAACUUGAUGUAUACAGUAAUUUCCUAGAUUAGUCUGUGCAGUCAGAAAACUUGAUGUAUACAGUAAUUUCCUAGAUUAGCCUGUGCGGUCAGAAAACUUGAUGUAUACAGUAAUUUCCUAGACUAGCCUGUGCGCUCAGAAAACUUAAUGUAUACAGUAAUUUCCUAGAUUAGCCUGUGCGGUCAGAAAACUUGAUGUAUACAGUCAUUUCCUAGAUUAGCCUGUGUGGUCAGAAAACUUGAUGUAUACAGUAAUUUCCUAGAUUAGACUGUGCAGUCAGAAAACUUGAUAUGUACAGUAAUUUCAUAGAUUAGCCUGUGCAGUCAGAAAACUUGAUGUAUACAGUAAUUUCCUAGAUUAGCCUGUGCGGUCAGAACACUUGAUGUAUACAGUAAUUUUCUAGAUUAGCCUGUGCGGUCAGAACACUUGAUGUAUACAGUAAUUUCCUAGAUUAGCCUGUGCAGUCAGAAAACUUGAUGUAUACAGUAAUUUCCUAGAUUAGCCUGUGGGGUCAGAAAACUUUAUGUAUACAGUAAUUUCCUAGAUUAGCCUGUGUGGUCAGAAAACUUGAUGUAUACAGUAAUUUCCUAGAUUAGCCUGUGCAGUCAGAACAAGCUUGAUGUAUACAGUAAUUUCCUAGAUUAGCCUGUGCGGUCAGAACAAGCUUAUCAGGGAUAAUACUUUUCACCUGGACUUUGGUUAAGAAGUGAACUCUUUUAAUCAUAAAAUAUUCAUAGGUAAAGAGUAAUCCCAGAUAAGCCUGUGCAAACUUUACAUGCUUAUCUGAGACGACACUACUUUAAGCACAUGCAUUAAGCCUGCUAUAGUCAGAAUUACCGCUUGCGUUUUUGAAAAAAUGUGCUUCAGAUUUUCAGGAGAUAAACAAAUAGCAACAGAAUCUCCAGUGUUAACUGUAAAAGUAAUGAGACUAAACUGUUUAGUAACAUUAAUUAGGAUGUAUGUCCCCCACAAUUGUGUUCAAUAUCUCUGUAUUAAGAAACUCUUCAGUUCCAUAACAAUCAUUGGUAAAUCAGGUGAAUAGUGUGUACUAUAGAGUUAUCAUAGAAACAUUUGUUAUUGUUUGCAUUUAUUGUUCUACUGUGACAUAUUUGUGUUUUGUAACAUUUUUUUUCUUAAAGAUGAAAUUGAAUGCAACAAGAGCAUAGACAAAAACUGUGGCAAGUGUACACUUAUUUGGAAUUUGCAAUUUUAUUUUGUUUGGCGGUUAUGGCUUCUAUAAAUACAUUUCAUAAUGUGUGUUAAUAAUAUCUCUCAAAGCUUAUGAAAGUGGCAUUCUGCUCUGAUGGUAUUUGUGGUUGUUGCUUGUUACAUGGUAUUAUUGUUUAACAAUAACUGUGCCUCUGUGUUCGAAAGUGCUAAACCAUUAGGUGAUUUCAAUGUCAUUGAGAAACAUUUUCUGUUAUUUGUGUUCGGUUUAAUCUGUAAUGAAUAAAGGGACAUUAACUUGAAA